Molecule: messenger RNA, 892 nt
Organism: Dipodomys spectabilis (banner-tailed kangaroo rat)
Lineage: Eukaryota; Metazoa; Chordata; Mammalia; Rodentia; Heteromyidae
Gene: Acer3
Product: alkaline ceramidase 3
Exons: 11
Coding region: 70-873 (267 amino acids)
Biological process (GO): phytosphingosine biosynthetic process; ceramide metabolic process
Cellular component (GO): endoplasmic reticulum membrane
Source: RefSeq, a predicted model, not a curated record
CGCAGGACCGGACUCGGCCCCGGAGUGGCCAAGCGGAGCGCGGCCGGCAGAACGCAGGGCGGCGGCGCGAUGGCUCCGGUCGUGGACCUCGAAGGUUACUGGGGUCCCCCGACUUCCACGCUGGACUGGUGCGAGGAGAACUACGUUGUGACCCGGUUCAUCGCCGAAUUCUGGAAUACAGUGAGUAACCUGAUUAUGAUCAUACCUCCACUUUUUGGUGCAGUUCAGACUAUUAGAGAUGGAUUGGAAAAGCGGUACAUUGCUGCUUAUUUAACACUUACAGUGGUAGGAAUGGGAUCCUGGUGCUUCCACAUGACUCUGAAAUAUGAAAUGCAGCUGUUGGAUGAACUCCCAAUGAUUUACAGCUGCUGUAUAUUCGUGUACUGCAUGUUUGAAUGUUUCAAGAUGAAGAACUCAGUAAAUUACCAUCUGCUUUUUACCUUAGUUCUAUUCAGUUUAAUAGUAACCACAGUUUACCUUAAGGUCAAGGAGCCUAUUUUCCACCAGGUCAUGUAUGGAAUGUUGGUCUUUACUUUAGUACUUCGAUCUAUUUAUAUUGUUACAUGGGUAUACCCCUGGCUUAGAGGGCUGGGUUAUACGUCGUUGGGUAUAUUUUUAUUGGGAUUUUUACUUUGGAACAUAGAUAACAUCUUUUGUUAUUCAUUGAGGAACUUUAGAAAGAAGCUGCCACCUAUUCUUGGCGUUAGCACACAGUUUCAUGCAUGGUGGCAUAUUUUAACAGGACUUGGUUCUUAUCUCCACAUCCUUUUCAGUUUAUAUACAAGAACACUUUACCUGAGAUAUAGGCCAAAAGUAAAGUUUCUCUUCGGAAUAUGGCCAAUGAUUGUGCUUGAGCGUCUCAGGAAUCACUGAUGAAUUAUUUUACCAAGGG